CUUCAUCAAUAUUCCAAACUUAAAUUACACUUUGCAGGUGAGAGAUUUAUGGAGCAUCUUGAGAAAGGUCAACAAGUAGAAAUUGACGAACAAAAAUGGGUUUACGACUCCUCGUUUGAUCAUAGAGGACAAACACCUCUUCGUUCUUCGACUGGUGCUUGGAAAGCAUCAUUGUUCAUUAUCGCCAUCGAGUUUGCAGAGAGGCUAUGUUACUUUGGGAUAGCGACAAGUUUGAUUAUAUACCUCACUAAAGUCCUUCAUCAAGAUGUAAAAACAUCGGCUAAGAACGCUAAUCAAUGGGCCGGAGUAACGACUCUAAUGCCACUUGUCGGAGGAUUUCUAGCCGACAGUUACUUGGGACGUUUUCGAACAGUUCUUUUAUCAUCAAUUAUCUAUCUAAUGGGUUUGAUUCUGUUGACAAUGUCUAGUAUGAUUCCGAGUUUAAAACCUUGUGCAAACCACGGGCAUUGUGUAGAACCUAGAAAGAUCCAUGUAGUUGUGUUCUUCAUUGCAAUAUAUUUGGUAUCCGUGGGCACGGGUGGGCACAAACCUUCGUUAGAAAGCUUCGGAGCUGAUCAAUUCGAUGAUGAUCAUCCAGAAGAACGCAAGAAAAAGAUGUCAUUCUUCAAUUGGUGGAGUGUGGCCCUUUGCUCAGGGCUAUUGCUCGGUGUAACACUCAUUGUGUACAUGCAAGACCAUGUUGGUUGGGGUCAAGCAGAUAUCAUUCUCACCAUGGCUAUGGCUUGUUCGGUGGCCAUCUUCAUCAUCGGUAGGCCUUUCUAUAGAUACCGCAAGCCUGUGAACCCGUUGAAGCCUAUGGUACAAGUAUGUGUUGCAGCAUUUUCUAAGAGAAAAUUACCUUACCCUACUAGCCCUAGUGAGUUAUAUGAGGUCCAAAAAUCAGAAAAAGCCCGAGAGCGCCUCCUUUGCCACAACACCUUCAAGUUUCUUGAUAAAGCCGCGGUGAUCGAAGAAGAAGAUUUUUGCUGA
Molecule: messenger RNA, 990 nt
Organism: Lactuca virosa
Lineage: Eukaryota; Viridiplantae; Streptophyta; Magnoliopsida; Asterales; Asteraceae
Source: the annotation of a GenBank genome assembly